GCUGGAAAAUGCGUUUGAUCAUAGCGAGCUAUACUUAGUAUUGACUGAAAUUUAUCGCGUACUUCUAUGACAUUUUUACAAGUAGCCUAAAGGCAUAAGUAUAUAAAGUUGUCCAGUAAAGGCAAAUUAAGGAACUCGGCGUCUUCUUAACCGGCAGAAAUUAGUUGGUUCUAUCAGCGUUUUGCACUGUUCUGCGCCGGUACCGCUUUAGUUUAUAUAAUUCCUUGUGUGCUAAAAUGCGGCUGUGUAUUGUGGGACUAACUGUUCUGGUAGCGGUGGCCAGCGCAGCCAGAGGUCGGGAUGACCGUGAUCGGGGAACGGGCGGCUCGGACCGGGAUCGCGGAAGUUCUUUCAGCGGCGCCGGGGUGGACGGUGACAAUUUCCCUGAUUAUUUCCGAGUGGAGGUGGAAAUUCAGCGCCUAGAAAACGAAAAGGGCAUUCUCUCAAAUGGGAAAAACUGUGAUGUCUUCGGCGGAAAAUGUGAUCCGCGGGUGCAAGUAUUUGUUGACGUUGACCAGCCUUUGUCUCCCUGGCCGGGAUCGAGCGAAUCGAAGGAAUAUCAAUGGCCUCAAAUAUUUGAAGCGUCUAACGUUAAUUCUCCGACCAUUGGAAAAUCUGUCACUCGCGAUGUAUGCGGAGGUUCCGUUAACAAAGUUAACGCUAGAGUAUCCGUUCUGGAUGUGGACACCGCAACGAGCAAUGACCACAUCAACAACUUCGACUGUGUUUUUGACGUCAUUCCCCAUGAUGUGGCUAGAGAUGCCAAGAGUGCCCAGUGGAGCCAGUCCUUCGAAUGUACACCAAAAUUCCAGUCUGGGAAAAUGAGACUCCUUGCACGCCAACGAUCGUAUGAAAUCCCCGCAAGCAACUGCCAGGCGUCCAGCGACAAGGAUCAACGACAGAGCCUUAGUACCGGUAUGCGAUCGGCCGGUCCCCACAUUCCCGGCCGACAUGAUUUUGUCCGAUUGGAUGCGGAAAUCGUCCAGCUUAGCAAUCCUCAGGGCAUCACUGAUAAGAAGGUCAAGUGCGACACCGGCAAUGCUUGCGACCCCAAGAUCUCUGUUAAUCUCGAUACCGAUAUUCCUUUAGCCAGAUGGCCCGGAUCAAAGACUGUCCCGAAUUUCAAAACCAUUUUCCAAGCAACAAACCAGGACUCGCCUGUUGUCAAUAAAAACAUCACAAAAACUUUCUGUGGAGGAUCUGUUGCGUGGGUGAAUUUGCGCGCGGAUGUUGUGGACGAAGACAGUCUAUCCGCUAACGACCAUAUUGGCAGCUUCGAAUGCCUCUUUUUGGCUGAUUACAACAAUUUUGCUAGCGAUAUUUCCAUCUCCGACUGGUCGACAACGCAGGACUGCAAAGCAUUACAGGAUACUGACGUCCGGUUGCAGUACCGUUAUCGCAUCUACGAUGUACCACCAACAAGCUGUGGAAUCAAAGCGUCUGCCAAAUAAACUAACAAAUGGCUCGACCAGUUGUAUAAAUAGUAGAUAUGUUUUAAAUGCUAUAUGGAAACCAAAACCGUCUGCGAUAAAAAUUAAAGCGAAAAGGGAUAUAAGUACGACUUUAUUUAAUCAACUGAAUGCGGUUCUAAUUUCGUACGAGGUACAGUGUGUAGUUAUUUCACGCACACAUUAGUCCGUGCAAGAGAUUAAAGUUUUUAUAUUUAUGAACUGUUAAACUAAGACAAAGUAUAAAUGAAAUACAUCGAUGAAAUUUAUGAACACUAAGUGCCUGUGGGUUAUUGCCUAAUAAAUGCAGUUUUUCGA
Paramacrobiotus metropolitanus is the source of this 1766-nucleotide messenger RNA. RefSeq lists its product as uncharacterized. The record is from RefSeq and is a predicted model, not a curated record. Lineage: Eukaryota; Metazoa; Tardigrada; Eutardigrada; Parachela; Macrobiotidae. Bases 237 to 1451 code for a protein of 404 amino acids. The transcript is spliced from 9 exons.